UGCGCUGCUGCUGUGCAGGGAUGCGAUGGAGCGCUGGUCCUGAUGUUCGAUGCUGUUCAGGAUCCCCCUGGACUGGGAUUUCGGGGUUCUCUCUAGUGCAGAUCGGGUGCUCAUGGGUCCCAAACCUCAGCAUGUUCGUGCAGAAGAGACUGCAGUGUAUGUGGCAGUCAGGGUCCGGCCACUGCUGCCAAAGGAGGUUCUGCACGGUCAGCAGUCCUGCGUCCAUAUUGACCCUGAUCAGAAGACACUGACGCUUGGCACCAAUAGACAUUUUCAGUUUCAGGAUGUGCUGGAUGAAGCCUGCAGCCAGGAGAGUGCUUACAAUCGCUGUGUACAGCCAUUGCUUGAAUCGUUUUUUCAGGGCUUCCAUGUUACUGUGGUUGCCUAUGGGCAGACUGGGUCAGGGAAGACCUAUUCCAUUGGGGAAGCGAGUAUAUCUUCUAUCUCAGAUGAUGAGCAAGGCAUUAUUCCACGUGCCAUGGCCGAAAUCUUUAAACUGGUUGAUGAAAAUGAUCUGAUUGACUACACAAUUCGAGUGUCUUACCUGGAGGUGUAUAAAGAGGAGUUCCGAGACCUCCUGGAAGUGCAGACAUCUAGUAAAGACAUUCUUAUAAGAGAGGAUGAUAAAGGCAAUGUUGUGUUGUCUGGAGUGAAGGAGACAGAAGUGGAAGGACUUGAUGAAGUGCUUAGUCUACUAGAAAUGGGCAACACUGCUAAACAUACAGGAGCUACUCAAGUCAAUACUCAGUCUAGCCGCUCGCAUACAAUCUUCACUGUCACAAUGGAACAGAGGAGAGUAGUUGGCCGAGUCACCAAAAUGACCCUUGGUGAGGAUGGCCCUGGUCUAGCAAUUGGCCAGGUCCUGUCUUCCAAGUUCCACUUUGUAGACUUGGCUGGUUCUGAACGUAUACUGAAAACAGGCAAUACUGGAGAGAGGCUAAAGGAAAGUAUUCAGAUCAACUCCGGAUUGCUAGCCCUGGGUAAUGUAAUCAGUGCUCUUGGGGACCCCAAGAGGAAGGGGAGCCAUAUCCCAUACAGAGAUUCCAAGAUCACCAGGAUCUUGAAGGAUUCCCUUGGAGGAAAUGCCAAGACUGUUAUGAUUUGUUGCAUAAGUCCUUCAGCAUCAGACUUUGACGAGACUUUGAACACUCUAAACUAUGCCAACCGCGCGCAGAAUAUUAAGAACAAAGCAACGGUCAACUGCAAGAAAGAUGCCGAGCGUGUGGAAGACCUGCAGCAUCAGAUAAAGUCACUGCAACGUGCGCUCGAGCAGAGACACAGAUCAGAAACGCGAAUACUGAAUAGAUUUGACCCUUCCAAGUGUGCAGCCCGAAGGUCUACAGAAGAUCAUGUGUCCCGGCUAAUGGCAGAGUGUGCACAUUACAGGACUUGUACAGACACAGGUUACCUCCUUCUUAUGGACCUUCUGUCAGAGAGAGGGCUGUCUCCCUCUCAGGCCCAGAGGGUGAGGGACUGGAUGUGUUCUGUAGAAGAGGAAAGGAGUGAAGUGACAUCAGCUUCAGGACUAGACAGUGGAAUCGAGAGCUCUUCUGUGGAGGAACCCACAAAAGAAAUCAGAAGACCAACCAAAGGCAAGGAAACGUUACGUUUUGAAAGUGACACCGAGAAGGACAAAUGCAUUGAAACGUUGAAGAAUAAAAUCCAGAGGUUGGAGGAUGAGAAUAGAGACUUCUUGGCUGCUUUGGAAGAUGCCAUGGAGCAGUACAAAAUUCAGAGUGAUAAACUGCAAGAAAGACAAGAUGAAAUUGCCCAGUUGCAGUCCCAUCUGGAGCAGUUGAGGCCUGGUCUGUCCGUCACGGCUCUGCUGAAAGAUGUACAUUUACUACAGAUGGGGGCAAGGCCGAGUACGGCUCCUUUGGUUGCAAAGCCUUCACUCACAACGGGUCCGCAUAGAUUUCUAUACGGCAACUGUUUACAAGCCACGCAGAAGAAGAUUUCAGAAAGUGUUGCUUCUUUGUCUAAGGAGCUUACAAGGAACUUUCAAUCUGGAACCCAGAAACUGGUGUCCAGCAUGGAGGAGGCAGACACAGUGCUGUGCAGACACUUCAGUGAGGACUCCGAUCCAUCAGGAGAGUCAGAGGAAGAGUCAAAGGAGAAUGAGGAGUUUGAGAGGGAAGCUAACCAGUCUCUCCCUCCAAACAGGUGUAAAAGGCUGUCCAAAGGGGAUGUAAAAAAUGUAGCUCGGCGGUAUCAAACACCUGUUCAAGACAGUGAGGAUGAAGAGGAUACCUUGCUAGACAGAAACUCCUCUGGAUCUCAAGCUAAGAUAGAACACUAUGUACCAAGAGAGAGUUCUGGUCCAGGAAAGGACUCCAAGUGGAGACUGCGUCAAGCUGAGCAGAAGAUCCGGGAGCUGGCUAUCAACAUCCGCAUGAAAGAAGAGCUUAUUAAAGAGCUGGUAAAAACUGGUAGAGAAGCUCAAGCUAUGAAUAAGCAGUACUGUAUGAAGAUAUCUGAGCUGGAGGCAGAGGCAGAACAGGCGCGGAUGGAAGUUAGCGAGAACCAGCGCCAGCUGCAGGAGCUCGAAGGGAAAGAGACUCGAGAUCCAGUUGAAAAAUGCAAGGUGCAAGAGUGCCGCAAGAAGAUAGCCGCUGCUGAGAGCAAAGUGCAGGUUCUUAAAGAGAAGAAACAAGCAACAGAAAAAUUGGCUUCACUCCCUGUCCAGAGCGUGAGACGUGUUCAAGAACUCGAGAAAAACAUCUUGCAAAUGAAACAGCAGCAAGGACAGCUACAAAAGAAGCUGAAAGAAGAGACCGAUCAGAAGCGGCGUCUUGAGAGUGAGAUGCAGAAAAGAAGACACAGGGUGAAGGAGCUGGAGUUGAAGCAUGAACAACAACAAAAGAUACUGAGGAUCAAAACGGAGGAAAUUGCAGCUUUUCAAAGGAAGAGAAGAAGUGGGAGCAAUGGAUCAGUUAUCAGUCUGGAGCAGCAGCAGAAAAUUGAAGAGCAGAAAAAAUGGCUGGAUGGUGAAAUUGAUAAGGUGCUUGAGCAGCGCCGUGCCUUGGAUGAGUUAGAAGAGGAGCUCAAGAAAAAGGAAGGUAUAUUGAUUAAAAGAGAAGCACUCCUACAGGAGAAGAAUGAUUUGGAGAUCAAAAGGCUUCGAUCCAGCCAGGCUUUGAGCAACGAUAUUGUCAGGGUGUCUAGCCGCAUUGAAGAUUUAGAGAAGGAGUUGUCAGAAAAAAAUGGACAGCUUCGCCAAGGCAGCGCUUGUGACCAGCAACGUAUACGAGAUGAAAUCAACAAUCUGAGACACGAGAAGGAGCUGCUGUUAAAGCAGAGGGUGGACAUAGAUGAUAAGCUGCGCCAAGGCAACCUACUUUCGUCUGAGGAAGAGAGGAUCCUGUUCCAGUUGGAUGAGGCCAUAGAAGCGCUCGAUGCUGCAAUUGAAUACAAGAAUGAAUCCAUUACUCGCAGACAGCGGGUUCUCCGUGCCUCCGCCAGCCUGCUCUCCCAGUGUGAGAUGAACCUCAUGGCAAAGCUUAGUUAUCUGUCGUCUUCGGAAACUCGGGCUCUGCUCUGCAAAUAUUUUGACAAGGUAGUUACACUGCGUGAGGAGGAGCACAAAUUACAGAUUUCCUUCUCAGAGCUGGAAAUGAAGUUGGAGGAGCAGCACCAGCUGGUAUGCUGGCUUGAGGUUGCGUUGGAACGGCAACGCCUAGAAAUGGAUCGUCAGCUUACCUUGCAGCAAAAGGAUCAUGAACGCAACAUACAACUCCUGCUGAAACAGUGUCAAGACCAAAUGGGUGAGGGGCUGGCUGGUAGCAAGAGACAGUAUGAAGGUAGAAUACAGAUGCUUGAGAAGGAACUUGGCUGGUAUAUGUGGGCACAUCAGGAGCUGAGUCAAAGACUAAAUAAAAUGGCUGUUAAUCCUCAAGGAACCCAUGGGAAAAGUGAUGGAAGAACUCUUCCCAGCAGCACAGAUAGACGAGUCUCCUUAGUUGGUUCAACAGAAGAGCAAAGCAAUGUUGCUGUAGACCUAAAUAUUCAGGCUCCUGACCGAAACCUGAGGCCAAGGGAAGAUUUGAUACAUGUCCCUUUACCACCCACAUGGAGACGUUCCUCACUGCCUUCUGAGGAACAGACUGCUCUAGAGGAUCUUAGGCACCAAGAAACUGUCAUUGAAACACUGAAUCCCAGAGUGGUACAGCCAAGCGAAGCUGUUUGUCAGAGAACUCUUAUGUUCCAUCCAAAGGCUCGGAGAGAUGUUCGUAGAUGUAACAUAAGUGUCAUGCCUUUCAUGUCUAAUGUUGAGAUGAUUGAUGUGCGGAAAAACCCACUUUAGCCCUGUACAAGUGUGAAGGUACUCACUGCAGUAGAGGGCUACAGACUGCAUAAAACCACUGAGUAUUUGUUGGGAGUGUUUAGGGUUAAGUAAUAUAUAGUUAUCCAGUGUUCAAAGUUGCAGAUGCAGUUCAUAUAUUGUGAUUGAUCAUUAUGGACUUCUCAUCGCAUGUAUGGAUUCCCGGUGGCUGCAGGGUACUGAUACUUUGGAUUUUUUUGCAUUUGUAUUCUCUUUACUUAGCACUUUCCUGACAUUUGACGUAUAUUUACGACAUGGAGCGUGGAGUUGGGUCGGCAGCUGAACUCGUUCCAUACACUCAGUGCUGGCUGUGUUGUACAGCUGACACACGCCUACAGCGAUGAGGAUCAGAGAUAACUCUGAUCCCAGUUAUUUAACCCAUGGGAUGCCACCUUGAGACCCGCAUCUUAGCAGAGUGAGCUCCCUCUAUACGCCACUGAACGGCUCCCCCCCCCCCCCAGCAGCGAAAUCGCAGCAUGCCAACCGGUUGUCAUGGCAGACUGGGGCCUUUAUGAAAGCUCCCAGGCCAGUUAUGGUAAUCCCCCUUCUGACAGGGAUUCAGCUGGUUCUCUUUUUGCAAACCCUUAUCCACAGGAUAGAGGACAAGUGUCUGAUCAGUGAGGGUCUGACCACCACUGGGACCCCAGACUGAUCACAAGAAUGUGUGUGUUG
Molecule: messenger RNA, 4993 nt
Organism: Bufo gargarizans (Asiatic toad)
Lineage: Eukaryota; Metazoa; Chordata; Amphibia; Anura; Bufonidae
Gene: KIF7
Product: kinesin family member 7
Exons: 19
Coding region: 50-4303 (1417 amino acids)
Biological process (GO): microtubule-based movement; mitotic spindle organization
Molecular function (GO): microtubule binding; ATP binding; microtubule motor activity
Source: RefSeq, a predicted model, not a curated record